Molecule: messenger RNA, 1369 nt
Organism: Cuscuta epithymum
Lineage: Eukaryota; Viridiplantae; Streptophyta; Magnoliopsida; Solanales; Convolvulaceae
Source: the annotation of a GenBank genome assembly
CCAAAACACAAUUAUCCAAUCACCUCACCCAGUGACCCAAACACAAAAUGGAUAGUUGGGAAGACAAAAAAGCUUUGAUCACUGAGCUAACACAAGGGAUGGAGUGUGCCAAACAGCUUAGAUCCUAUUUGCACUCCCAGCCUUCUCAUUCUUCUGUUUCUUCUGAUACUCAUCGCUUUCUCUUAGACAAGAUAGAAACUUCUUUCCAGAUAUUACUCUGUCUUCUCCAUCCACCACCUUCCACUACUGCCCCUGAGUCUUCCAUCUCUGUCGAAGGAAGCUCGCCAAAUGAGGGCAUCCACAAGAGCAUGCCCGAGUUCAGAAGUAUGACGAAAAGGAGGAAGUUGUUGCCAACAUGGACAGAACAGGUUAGAGUAGUUACUGAUAAUGGACUUGAAGGUCCUCCUGAAGAUGGUUAUAGUUGGAGAAAGUACGGCCAGAAGGACAUUCUUGGAGCUAAAUAUCCAAGAAGCUAUUACAGAUGUACGUACCGACAAAUGCACAACUGUUGGGCCAUCAAACAAGUUCAAAGAUCUGAUGGUGAUUCAAGCUUAUUCGAGAUCACAUACAAAGGGGCACAUACAUGUCGGCAAGUACCACCCAAGAAAAAAGAACUAGAACAAAACUCAUACCACCACAAUGAUAGUCUCUCGAUGCAACCAACAAGUCAGAUGUUAACGGAAUUCAGAUCAAACCUGAGGGUCGAUACUAAUGACUUUGAAGGGAAGGAGACACUAUCUGCUUUCUCCUUCCCUCAAACAUUCCCCGGUGGAUUAACAGAUGAAAACCAGCAACAGUUCCAGAUUUCACAGUAUGACUUAGGGACUUACUCGCCCUCCUUUGCUUCUCCUACCACUUCUGAGUCAAACAUCUUUGGUGCAGUUCAAAAUUUUCACUGCUCUGAGUCAAUAAUUGAGUCACCAGACCUCAAUGACAUAUUCUCAGCCACCACAUCAUCCACAAACUCUCCAAAUGUGGGCUUGGAUUACACACUUGACCUGGAAAAUUGUGACCCAAACUUCCUGUUUGAUGCCUCAGAGUUUUUCCAAUGACCCCAGGCCCCAUCUAGCCUAGAUGAGGAGAAGAAAGAAAGAAAGAAAGAAAGAAAGAAAGAAAGAAAGAAAGAAAGACAGCGGUAGGCAGGGGAGUAAUCAUCAAGUUUGGCACUUUUGGCAUAUAUAGAUUUUGACUACAAAAGUACUUGUAAGAAAUAAACAAAAUUCUUUUUAACAAUUAAAUUUUGUAUUAGAAAUCGACUGUUUCGAGGACAAAAAUACUCGAAACAGUCAGUUUUUCCUUUAUUGUUGCUAAUUUUUUAAAUGUUAAGUCAUUUUACGCCAGCCGUAUAAACGAGCAUAUAUUGCAUUAC